ACCAAGCACGAGUAAGAAACGGGAAAGGAUUCACAGAGUGAAGACGCAGAGUUUGUACGAGUCUAAACUUCACACCGUGUCGAUUUCUGCUUUCACAACAUGGAUGUGCAAAACGCAUGGAGGAUCGUCCUGCUUGGAAAAACUGGAGCUGGGAAGAGCAGCCUUGCUAACACCAUAUUUGGAAAAGAUGUAUUCAAAGUCACUCAUUCUCUCGACUCAGGAGCAAGUAUUUGUCAAGCAAAGUCUGGAUCUGUCAAAGGAAGAAGCCUCACUUUGAUCGACACUCCUGGUUUCAUCAAUCCAGACAGGUCUGAGGAAGAGCUGAAGCCUGAUAUACUUGGGUGCAUCACAGAGUGCGCUCCUGGGCCUCAUGCUUUUCUUAUUGUGGUUAAAGUAGAGAAAUUCACAGAGCAGGAGAAGGAAGUCAUCACUAAAAUAUGUCAAUACUUCUCUGAGGAAGCUUUGAAAUAUGCUGCAGUUGUCUUCACACAUGGUGAUCAGCUCCCUGAAGGAAUGAAAAUUGAGGAGUUUGUCAACCAGAAUGAUGAUCUGAGUGAUCUGAUGAAGAAGUGCAGCGGUCGGUGCCAUGUUGUUGACAAUAAAUACUGGAAAAAAAACCAGCAGGAUGAAUACAGGAGCAACCAGUUCCAGGUGUCGGAGCUGCUCAAUACGAUAGAGAGGAUGAUGACGGAAAACAAGGGAGUCUGCUACACUGCUAAGAUGCUGAAGGAAUGGCAGGCACAAGAUGAGCGCAUUAAACCAUCAUCACCCUUUUUACACAGCAUCUUAAAGUAUUUGAUGAAAAAUGCAAGAAGGAGAUUAUUAAACACAAGGAAAAUUGUCAUCUUGGGAAAAACUGGAGUUGGGAAAAGCAGCCUGGCCAACACCAUAUUUGGAGAGAAAGUGUUCAAGACCGACCACACCAUCAACUCUGGAACAAGAGAAUGUGAAGCACAAACCAGAUCUGUCAAAGGAAGAAACCUCACUUUGAUCGACACCCCUGGUUUCUUUGACACAGACAGAGCAGAGGAGGACACAAAGGCUGAGAUACUGAGGUGUAUCACAGAGUGCGCUCCUGGGCCUCAUGCUUUUCUCAUUGUGCUUAAAGUGGAGAAGUACACCAAACAGGAGAAGUCUGUCAUUGAGAAAGUACAACAAUAUUUCUCAGAGGAAGCUUUGAAAUAUGCAACAGUUCUCUUCACUCACGGUGACCAGCUCCCUGAUGGAAUGAAGAUUGAGGAGUUUGUCGACCAGAAUGACGCUAUGAAAGAUCUAGUUAAGAAGUGUGGCAACCGGUGCCAUGUCAUUGAUAAUAAAUACUGGAACGAAAACCUUAAAGAUGAAUACAGAAACAACCAGUUCCAGGUGGAGGAGCUACUUAAAACAAUAGACAAGAUUAUGCUGGCAAACAGAGGAAGCUGCUACACCAAUGAGUUGCUACAAGCAGUGCAAGAAAAAAUAAAACAAGAGGAGGAGGAGAUUAGAAAGUCAUCAGGAAACAUGUCUGGGGAAGAGAUCAGAAAGAAGGCUAAAGCCAGUGUAUUUAAGAGGUUUUGGAUCAAAUUGGCAGGUGUUACAACAGGUGCAUUGAUCGGAGCUCUUUGUGGCGUAGCUGUGAUGGUUGGAUUAGUUUAUACAGUUUUACUGAUGCGUGCAGAGGGAAAACUUUUAAAACAAGCUAUAGAAAUGACAAUUGGAGCAGCAGCAGGAGGAUCAGAUAAGGUUCAUACCUUUUAA
Molecule: messenger RNA, 1737 nt
Organism: Seriola dumerili (greater amberjack)
Lineage: Eukaryota; Metazoa; Chordata; Actinopteri; Carangiformes; Carangidae
Product: GTPase IMAP family member 1-like
Exons: 4
Coding region: 100-1737 (545 amino acids)
Molecular function (GO): GTP binding
Source: RefSeq, a predicted model, not a curated record